Messenger RNA from Metarhizium brunneum ARSEF 3297, 933 nucleotides. RefSeq lists its product as uncharacterized. NCBI's taxonomy places the organism in Eukaryota, Fungi, Ascomycota, Sordariomycetes, Hypocreales, Clavicipitaceae. The record is from RefSeq and is a predicted model, not a curated record.
AUGACACACCACUCCUACGUCGGCUCCGGCCCCUACUGCUACGCCAACUCGUUCGCCAUGGUCAUGGGCGCCGAAGCCCCGUCCACCGCCGUCCUCGAAUUCGCCACGUGCAGCCCCUUCGGCAUGCAGGUCGUCGGCAAGGAGCUCGUCUUUUUCGACCCCUUUGGCUGGGACCCCACGCAGGCCUUUGACGACAUGCUCACCGCCGCGGGGUGGACGUCCAAACUCACCAUUGGCAAAGACGCAGACGACGCGCUUGCUUGUUUACAGCGGGAGCUCCGGCAGGGCCCCGUCUUCGCGGGACCCCUCGAGAUGGGCUACCUUGGCUAUCAUCCGGGAAACAAGGGCCCCAUGGGGGCAGACCACUACGUCGUCGUCUUGGGCAUCGACGGCGACGGGCUGCGGCUGCGGCUGCACGACCCCCACGGCUUCCCGUACGCGUCCAUCCCCGUGUCCGAGUUCCUGCGCGCCUGGAGGACGGACUCCCUCGGCUACGGGACGUCGUACACGAUGCGCAGCGAGUUUCGCCGCGUGCGGGUGUUUACCGAGGAGGAGGUCAUUCGGCGGUCUUUGCCGAAUGCCCGCCGGUGGCUUGGCAUGGGGGCCGUCGAGGCAGGCAGCAUGCCGCCGGGGUCGUGUGGCAACGCGUCGGCCGUGGACCGCCUGGUCGACAUUAUCCAGACCAAUUUCCACCCGGGCGUGAGGAAUCCGCUUGUUUACUUUGCCGUAAGGGUGGGCGCGCGGCGUCUUGCCGACGGGGCUACGUGCCUGCGGAGGAUUGGGUACGCGGAUGCCGCGGGCGUCAUGGCGAGACAGGCCCAGUUGGUUGGGGGGUUGCAGUAUCCCUUGGUCGCGGGGGAUACGGCGGGUGCCGUCGAGAUAUUGAGAGAGUUGGGCCCGACGUAUGACGAGUUGAAGGCGGCGCUGGGGUGA